AUGGAUUUAACCUGGUCUUUAGGCCGAAUCGAUGAUAUGCUUAACGUGAGUGGCCAUCUUUUGAGUACCUCAGAAGUCGAGUCUGCACUAAUGACUCACCCGAGUGUUGCAGAGGCGGCUGCCGUGGCCAGGCCACAUGCCACCAAAGGUGAAUGCAUACACUGCUUUGUCGUGCUCAAGUCAGCUCUAGUCAUUCCGUCGUCAGCGUCAACCCCAGCAUCACUAUCUGUGAUUUCAGAUAUGUCUGCUUCAGGAUUCUCCGAAUCAUCAUUGUCGUCAGUGCUUCAAAAAAGUACUCACGAAACAAAUCCAGUCGGUGUUGGUGGACCUGAUCUCGUCGAUAAGCCAUGUGAUACAGUCCUCAGGACAUCAGUAGCCAUGAGUAAUGGGUUGGAGGUGUUUGACAAGGUAACCACUUCACAUAAUUUGAUGGACGUUUGGGAAAAUGAAUCAGGUGGUCUGCCCAGCCAGCUUCGCAAUGAAUUAGUCUCAAUAGUUCGAAGUAAAAUAGGACCAUUUGCAACACCAGACCAUGUUCAGCGAGCUGAUGCCCUGCCAAAGACACGCAGUGGGAAGUUGAUCCGGCGCUUUCUGCGUCAAAUAGCGAAUCAUGAAGAAAUUUGCGGAGACAAGAGUUCUUUGGCUGAUCCUCUAUGCUUGGACAAAUUGAUUGCCCUGUCCCGUCUUACCUGA
Molecule: messenger RNA, 693 nt
Organism: Protopolystoma xenopodis
Lineage: Eukaryota; Metazoa; Platyhelminthes; Monogenea; Polystomatidea; Polystomatidae
Source: the annotation of a GenBank genome assembly